Molecule: messenger RNA, 2680 nt
Organism: Nilaparvata lugens (brown planthopper)
Lineage: Eukaryota; Metazoa; Arthropoda; Insecta; Hemiptera; Delphacidae
Product: TGF-beta-activated kinase 1 and MAP3K7-binding protein 1-like
Exons: 8
Coding region: 185-1612 (475 amino acids)
Biological process (GO): protein dephosphorylation
Molecular function (GO): protein serine/threonine phosphatase activity
Source: RefSeq, a predicted model, not a curated record
ACUUUCUGAAAAUAAAAAAAUGCAAAAUGUCAAUUUUUGGGUUAUGUUUACAAUUUAUACAAGAUUAGCCUAAUAGUCUUUGCGCAAAAACUAUAUGAUAGUUUUAAUUCUAUGAUGAAACAAAUUUAGGGUCUAAUAACAGUGAUUAUUCGAUUUAAUACAUUGAAAGGGAUAACAUUAUGAAAUGAAAAUGCCAACUCGUGCUGAGCCAAGAUUAACUCAUUCAGGUUACGAAUCAUCAAUUAGUUGGACAGACGAUCUACCUGUUUGCAAACAAUCUGGGGUCGGAUAUUCUACAAAUCAAGUAUACCGCGAAGAUGGGCACAGACGUGAAGACCACCCUUUUGAAGAUGCAAGCAUACAUUGUCGUUUGAACGACACUUGUCUGUAUGGUGUGUUCGAUGGCCACAAUGGAGCUCAAACGGCAGCAUUUGCUCUACAGAGUUUGGCUUCAGAGAUCCUGUUUGAUCCCAAACUUCAAACUAAGACAACUGAUGAUGAAGUGAGAGAAUUCUUAAGACAAGCUUUCGUUGCUGUUGAAAGGAGCUACUUGAAGUCUUUUGACGAUAAAUUAGCUGAACGUACAAGUCUGUCGUACGAAAUACCCGAUGGAUUGAAAGUCUAUGAAGCCUACCAGAAAUAUCCAGAAAUUGUGAACAAGUUGAACGCGAUCAACAACGAACUGUCGUGCGGCACAACGGCAGUGAUCGCGCUGGUGCUGAACCAGCAGCUGUUCGUGGCGAACGUGGGCGACAGUCGCGCGCUGCUCUGCAAGACCGACAGCAAUGGAGUGCUGCGCGUCAUCCAGCUCAGUGUCGACCACGACCUCUCCAACGAGGACGAGCUGCUCAGGCUCUACAACCUCGGACUGCCGUUCGAGAAGGUCGCUCAUGGAUACCGACUAGGAAAUCAAGAAAACACUCGCUGUCUGGGCAAUUAUCUGGUGAAGGGAGCUUACAAAGAGUUCGAAGAACUUGCGCAGGCGUCAUCCGAGCCUAUCACUGCUGAACCCGAAAUACAUGGCGGAAUACUGUUGGAUGAGUCAUGCAGAUUUCUGCUUCUGAUGUCAGAUGGCCUGUAUAGAUCGUUGGAAGCCACUGGCAUUGAGCAUGAUCAAGUGAAUAAGGAAAUCGCUCAGAUGGUAACAACUGAGUUUAGAGUGCAGACGACACUGAUGGGGGUGGCGCAGGCGGUGGUGGACAGGGUGGUACGCAGACAUCACGAUAUGUUCAUGAGUGGUGAGGCGGGGGCGGGGGCAGUGGGGGGGCAGGGCAUCAGGGAUGACAUCACUCUGCUGGUGCGCAACUUCAACUUCCCCCUCCCCAAUGCACACACCCAUGCACCCAAUGUGCCCCCUACCCCCACCACCAAUGUGCCCUGGUUCGUCGACCAGGCCAGUCGCGUGGUCAGCGGUCAGGCCGAGGAUGAUGGUGCAAAACGUCAACCGAGUGACACAAAUACUUCGACAGCUACUUCUACCACAACCACAUCCACAGUUCCACCUACUAAUCAACCUCAACUCAUCAAGCCUUACGUCGACUUUUCAGAAUUUUUCAGAAAUGUGGAAAAAGCAAAGUUGGAAGGAUGCUUACCUGAAGAUAUCGAAUUCUAAUUCUGUCUUCUUUUGUUAUAUAUACUGAAUAAAAAGACUAGAAGUUGUCCAACCAGAUUUAUUAAAAAACGAGUUAUCGGUUUUGGUUGUCACACCAAAUUCAAAUAUAUUUUGUCAAUCAAACAAAUUGUAAAUAUUACAAUGAAACUCAUACAGAAAACUCCCUCAUACAUAAAAAAGGAAAUAAAAUGACAUUAGAAUAGUUAAUCAAAAUGUAUAAAUAACAAUGAAUACACUUACAAACUUACAUUGUAAUCGGAAAUUUCCGAUAGAUGGGCUAUCUUCCUCGGCAAUACUUGUAUUACAAAUGGUUUGUCAAAUUCCAGUGAGCGCAGAAAUAUAGGAUAUAAAAUGAAAAAGCAGUAUCAAUAUGUGGUGAACUGUUUACCAGAGAUUGAAUGGUGUUAACAGCCGAAACCGGAAUCCGUUAUUUUAUAAAUCUGUGAUUCGACAACUUUUAGUAUUUUUAUUCAGUAUCUACUACUACCACAAUAUCACCUUCACAACUACCUACUGAAAAUGUUUUGUCAUAUACAGUACUAUUACUUUGAACAUUAGAACCACUCCUAUUGGUGCUUCAACAGAGAAUGAUGAUUAUAUUGGGUAACUGCAAUAUUCAACUUGGAUGUUCCAACUAGAUUCACAAAGAUAGGAACUAAGAAUAGUUUCUGAAAAUAAAGCAAUGUGGAAGGCCUGCUGUGGAGGCACUAAAAAGUAAAUUCGUUUGGCUUUUGUUGGUGGGGAGUCCCUUGCGGGAAGGUCCCACCGCCUGAAUAUAUAAUUUAAGCCGUCAACGGGCCUUACGACUGUCAUACUUCAGCCGGGACCGACAGUUUAAUGUGGUUAAUAGAUCUAAGAUUAGGUUUAAUAACUUGGGAUAAUACCAUCACAUACGCCUACAAUUUGUAUUUUUGAGACAUUUGACCUAAUAAUGAAAGUUACCAAAUUGAAAGUUUUGAACUAUUGAAUAAAAUCACAAAAUAAUAAUUAUAAGUCUUGGACUUACUCUGUUUUUGCUUCCCAUAGUGCUGAUUUAAAAAAAUAAUAUAAUAAAAAUUGAUUUCGAAA